AUGUCUGCUAAGGGGACUGCUAGUAGUCAAUUUUUGGGAUACUACAAUUUGCUUUCGGCACUUGGUUGGGGUUACAUUCUUCUAAGAGUUGUGCUCUCGAUUCUUAUGUUUCGCGAUGACCCAGCACACUUCUACCAAAGUACAAGAAACGUCGUCACUGCGGUCCAAUGCUGCGCAACAAUGGAGAUUGUGAACUCUGCCCUUGGUCUGGUGCGCUCUCCAUUGUUUACUACGGUUGCCCAAGUUUUUUCAAGGUUGCUAAUUGUCAUCGGUGUCUUCCAAUACCUUCCAGAGACUGCUCUGUGCAGCACUGUCGUGUACAAGACUCUUUUGGUCGCCUGGUCGACCACAGAAAUUGUUAGGUACUGGUUCUAUUACAAGAUGCUGCAAAGCCCCGCUGGUCCACCGAAAUUCAUCAAAUGGUUACGGUACAACAUGUUUAUUGUCCUGUACCCACUUGGAGUAGCCAGCGAGCUGCUCCUAUUGUUUUCCUCCCUGGAUGUCGCCGCUACAAAGUACGGACCCUCUGUCCAAUACGUGAUUGUAGCAUCAAUGCUGCUAUACAUUCCAGGGCUACCCAUUUUGUUCAAGCACAUGUUGCGCCAAAGACGCAAAUCAAACGCAGCCUUGAGAGCCAAACAACAAUAG
Huiozyma naganishii CBS 8797 is the source of this 648-nucleotide messenger RNA. RefSeq names its product enoyl-CoA hydratase PHS1 (gene PHS1). Gene Ontology annotation, cellular component: endoplasmic reticulum membrane. Lineage: Eukaryota; Fungi; Ascomycota; Saccharomycetes; Saccharomycetales; Saccharomycetaceae. Gene Ontology annotation, molecular function: 3-hydroxyacyl-CoA dehydratase activity. The transcript has a single exon. The coding region runs from base 1 to 648 and encodes 215 amino acids. The record is from RefSeq and is a predicted model, not a curated record. Gene Ontology annotation, biological process: very long-chain fatty acid biosynthetic process; fatty acid elongation; sphingolipid biosynthetic process.